Diuraphis noxia (Russian wheat aphid) is the source of this 732-nucleotide messenger RNA. RefSeq lists its product as uncharacterized. Gene Ontology annotation, molecular function: nucleic acid binding. The record is from RefSeq and is a predicted model, not a curated record. Lineage: Eukaryota; Metazoa; Arthropoda; Insecta; Hemiptera; Aphididae.
AUGUUGGAUUCUGAUUUUGAUUAUGACGAUACGGAUAAAGAUCCAGAUUAUGAAGUGGAUUCAGAAUCAGAUAAUAUCGAAGAAAAUGCAGGUUCGAAAUUAGUGUUCCGUUGUCAAUCUGGCACAAAUGUAGACUACCAUACCCAAAUGAAUUCGGCCAUAUUUAAAGAAUGGUUCAUUCAAAUGUUGAAACAUUUGGAAGAACCAUCCAUUAUAGUUAUGGAUAACGCGUCAUACCAYUCCACUACAACAAUAAAUUACCCGAAGUCAAACGCCAAAAAAUCUGACAUUCAACAGUGGUUAACAGAAAAAUGUAUAGAUUUUUCGUCGAUUGAAACUGUGAGUGAGUUACGUAAACGGGUAAAAGCUGCAACGCCUAGGGAAAAGGAGUAUGAACUUGAUGGCAUUGCUUUAGAAAUGGGACAUACAGUUGUACGAUUKCCACCAUACCACUGUCAGUAUAAUCCCAUCGAGCUUAUAUGGGCUCAAAUUAAAAAUAAAGUGGCAGAAUUGAACACCACUUUUAAAAUUGCCGAUGUCGAAAAACUGGUAAACGAAGUCAUAGACUCAGUAACGGUCGAUGAUUGGAAGCGUUGUGUCAAGCACUGCGAACAAUUGCAGGAAUCAKAUUAUAUAAAAGAAGGGUUACGGGACGAGAUUUUAGAACCAAUUAUUAUAACUAUAAAUCCUGAUGAAACUAGUGACAGUGAAGAUGACGACGAAGACUUUUAA